This is a messenger RNA of Anolis sagrei ordinatus, 2773 nucleotides long. It is a transcript of the gene PLS3, whose product is annotated as plastin 3. The record is from RefSeq and is a predicted model, not a curated record. Lineage: Eukaryota; Metazoa; Chordata; Lepidosauria; Squamata; Anolidae. Gene Ontology annotation, cellular component: cytoplasm; actin filament; actin filament bundle. Gene Ontology annotation, molecular function: actin filament binding; calcium ion binding. Gene Ontology annotation, biological process: actin filament network formation; actin filament bundle assembly.
GUCUCUCGGCCGGCCGUCAUCAUCAUCUGGGCCUCCUGCUCUCUGUUUGCUCCUUCCUUCGUUCUCCGGCAGGAAGUGUUGUGACUUGCUUGCUUAGGAUUACUAUCGGGAGAGGAAUGCUGGGCUUCCAGAUUUAACUUUCUGGGCGUGGAGGAAAGCUCCAACAUUGGGACCGGGAUUGGCGAGCCGAACGGGUCCGAUCUUCUCCCAAAUCCGGACUGGGCAAGAUCAGGCCCUGAAACGCUAUUGGAGUGGUUUCCUCUCGCCAUCCAGUUUUGCUUCUCUAUGUGUCCGCAGAUGAAGGAUUGAGCCCAAUCAUUGCAGUACAAACAGAGAGGUCCUGCAAAAAAAUGGCCAGCGUUACCCAGAUAUCCAAAGACGAACUGGAGGAACUCAGGGAGGCUUUUGCCAAAGUUGAUCUCAACAGCAAUGGAUUUAUCUGCAACUAUGAGCUGCAUGAACUGUUCAAGGAAGCCAAUCUUCCACUCCCCGGAUACAAAGUGAGGGAGAUCAUCCAAAAGCUCAUGAUCGACGGGGACAAGAACAAAGAUGGGAAGAUCAACUUCGAAGAGUUUGUCUACAUCUUUCAAGAGGUGAAAAGCAGCGACAUCGCCAAAACCUUCAGGAAAGCCAUUAACCGAAAAGAAGGCAUUUGUGCCAUUGGCGGGACGUCCGAACUCUCCAGUGAGGGAACCCAACACUCCUAUUCAGAGGAAGAAAAAUAUGCCUUUGUGAACUGGAUCAACAAAGCCCUGGAAAACGACCCAGAUUGUAGACAUGUCAUUCCGAUGAACCCAAAUACGGAUGAUCUCUUCAAAGCCGUCGGCGAUGGGAUUGUUCUCUGUAAAAUGGUCAACCUUUCUGUCCCCGACACAAUUGACGAGAGAGUGAUCAACAAGAAGAAGCUCACACCGUUCAUCAUUCAGGAAAACCUGAACUUGGCCCUGAACUCGGCCUCGGCCAUUGGGUGCCAUGUGGUCAAUAUCGGGGCUGAGGAUCUGCGGGAAGGGAAGCCGCACUUGGUUCUGGGGCUCCUCUGGCAGAUCAUCAAGAUCGGCUUGUUUGCUGACAUCGAAAUCAGCCGAAAUGAAGCUUUGGCCGCUCUGCUUCGAGAUGGAGAGACCUUGGAGGACCUCAUGAAGCUGUCUCCCGAAGAGCUGCUCCUGCGUUGGGCCAAUUUCCACUUGGAAAACGCCGGGUGGCACAAGAUCAACAACUUCAGCUCCGAGAUCAAGCUUACUGACUUCAAUAUCUCUGUAAAGGACUCCAGGGCCUAUUUCCACCUCCUCAACCAAAUUGCACCCAAAGGACAAAAAGAAGGAGAGCCGCAGAUUGAUAUCAACAUGUCCGGCUUCAAUGAGAAAGACGACUUGAAGAGAGCUGAGUGCAUGCUCCAGCAAGCGGACCGCCUGGGCUGCCGGCAGUUUGUGACCCCAGCAGACGUGGUGAGCGGCAACCCCAAGCUGAACCUGGCCUUCGUGGCCAACCUCUUCAACAAGUACCCGGCCCUCACCAAGCCAGAAAACCAGGACAUUGACUGGACGCUACUGGAAGGUGAGACCCGUGAAGAGAGGACGUUCCGCAACUGGAUGAACUCUCUCGGAGUGAACCCUCAUGUCAACCAUCUCUAUGGAGACCUGCAGGACGCCAUGGUCAUCUUGCAACUCUACGAAAAGAUCAAAGUCCCUGUUGACUGGAAUAAAGUCAACCGGCCACCUUACCCUAAACUGGGGGCAAACAUGAAGAAGCUCGAAAACUGCAACUACGCCGUCGAAUUGGGGAAGCAUCCAGCCAAGUUCUCCCUGGUUGGCAUUGGAGGCCAAGAUCUCAACGAUGGCAACCCAACACUCACCUUGGCUUUGGUGUGGCAGCUGAUGAGGAGAUAUACCGUAGACGUCUUGAAAGACCUUGGGGACGGUCAGAAAGUCAAUGACGAAAUUAUUGUGAACUGGGUGAACCAGACCUUGAGAGACGCUGGGAAAUCCAGCUCCAUCCAGAGCUUUAAGGACAAAAGUAUUAGCAGCAGUUUGGCGGUGGUGGAUUUAAUUGAUGCUAUCCAGCCCGGCUGCAUAAAUUAUGACCUGGUGAAGACAGGAGAUCUAUCAGAAGAAGACAAGCACAGCAACGCCAAGUAUGCCGUGUCAAUGGCUCGGAGGAUCGGAGCCCGGGUGUAUGCUCUUCCUGACGACCUGGUGGAAGUGAAGCCCAAGAUGGUCAUGACCGUCUUUGCCUGCUUGAUGGGCCGCGGAAUGAAGCGGGCCUAAGGAGCAAGUGCCGAACCAAAGUCACCCAAACCCACCUCCCCAGUUCAGCUGUUUUCGGGACCGAAAUGUUGCCGGCUUCCAGGACUUUGUUGUUGCGUCUUUGUUUGUUUGAGAAGGACUCUUUGUUUGGCUUUGCAAAGUGGGAGUGCGGUGGGAACCCCUAAACCCAACCCAGUCCCAGAAAUUUUCCCAGUCCCAGAAAUUUUAAAAUAGGGGGUUUCCUCAAGUGCAUUUCUGUGUCUCCCAAGAGGAGACUGCUGCUGGCAUCUUUGUCGCCUUUCCAGGACACAUCUCAUUCCUUUGCCUUAACCAAAUCCCCACCCCAACCCCCAAAAAGGCCCUUUUUAAUUAUUUGUGCUGGUCCACAUCAUAAUUGAACUCAAGCUACUUCCACUGCAGUCUCCAAAGCUAUGCAGAUGCAAUAUGUAGUAAACCAAAAAGGAACAUCUUGGCUAUAAAGAAAAAGGCUACAUUUUUCAGCAAAUAUAAUACAUGGCGCAAACUAGGCA